AGAAUCAGCUGUUGUGCGACCUUUGCGGUGUAUCAGUCCGUGAGAGACAUCAGAAAUGAGAAUUUCAUAUAAGAGAAAUUACCACGUCUUUUGUAUACGCAAAGUUAAAGCUCUUGAUAAAGCUUUUUGAAUUCGAAUAUACACUGGCAGUGGUGAACAAUGAAUGCGAACUCGUCCACAUCCGAGAACGCGUCUCAGCCGAACGCCGAGCGGAAUCCACCGCGUAAUGAAAAAAAAACUCGAGGCUCCCGGCAGAAGGCUGUAGACAAUUUGUCCAAGAAAUUUUUACGGAACUUUGACCCUGAGCACAGCGAGAGAGAGAAACGCAAGCUUUAUCGCCGAUUGUAUCACGGUCACAAGAGGCAGUUAUACGACGAGAAAGGCAUCUACAUACAGACAGCGGAUGAUCUCUGCGAUUGUUUGAACUUAGACUGCUAUGGGUGUCAUUAUCCAUGUGCCAAGUGCUCUUCCCCAAAGUGUGGCCAUGAAUGCAGGAACAAUCGCAAGUGGACCUACGAUAGCAUCCACUGUGAAGGCGCUGAUCUUGUGAUAAAGAAUCCAUUAGCAAAGGAAUCGUAAGCAAUAAGAGUGAAGUUUAAUAUGCAUAAUAAGUGACUCAAUUGUGAUCUGCAAGUUUUUGUACAUGAAACAUUCUUAACAGCAACUCAUUAUUCCUCUUAUGAGAUGCUUAAAUAUAUAAGAAAAAAAAGUAAAUGUAAUUAUUAAAUAUAAAUAAAAGAAAAAAAAAUAG
Odontomachus brunneus is the source of this 751-nucleotide messenger RNA. Its product is annotated as ARL14 effector protein. The coding region runs from base 160 to 579 and encodes 139 amino acids. The transcript has 3 exons. The record is from RefSeq and is a predicted model, not a curated record. NCBI's taxonomy places the organism in Eukaryota, Metazoa, Arthropoda, Insecta, Hymenoptera, Formicidae. Gene Ontology annotation, cellular component: intracellular membrane-bounded organelle.